AUGAGUGACACCAGGCAGUUAUGGGAUAAUUCAUUCCAGUUCUUUUUUGCCUGUAUUUCUUAUGCAGUGGGACUUGGGAAUGUUUGGCGUUUUCCCUAUCUGUGCCAGAUGCAUGGAGGAGGAGGGUUUUUAAUUCCAUACUUGCUUAUGCUAAUUCUGGAGGGAAUGCCAUUGCUUUACCUUGAAUUAGCAGUGGGUCAACAUAUGCGGAAGGGGAGCAUUGGCUCUUGGAAAGUUGUAAGCCCUUACCUCAUUGGAGUUGGCAUUUCGGGUGCUGUAUCUUCUUUCUAUCUUUGUGUUUACUACAAUUCGAUUAUAGGCUGGGCCUUGUGGUACCUCUUUAAUUCAUUUCAGGAUCCUCUACCUUGGGCCUUCUGUCCACUGAACAGCAACCUUACAGGAUAUAUCAGUGAAUGUGAGAAGAGCUCUUCAACAGAAUACUUUUGGUAUAGAAAAACACUGAAUAUUUCACCAUCAAUUGAAGAACAAGGAGGCAUACAGUGGGAACAGGCCAUUUGCUUGAUUAUGGCAUGGUUGAUUGUGUAUCUUUGCAUCCUCAAGGGAACCAAGUCAACUGGCAAGGUGGUUUAUGUGACAGCAUGUAUGCCAUAUGUGGUUCUCAUUAUAUAUUUAGGCAGAGGACUAACAUUACAUGGAGCAAUAAAUGGCCUAGUUUAUAUGUUCACACCAAAGAUUGAGGAACUUAUGAAUCCAAAAGCUUGGAUCAAUGCUGCUACUCAAAUCUUUUUUUCUCUUGGUUUGGGCUUUGGGAGCCUAAUUGCAUUUGCCAGCUACAACCCACCCAAUACAAACUUUGAAAAACAUGCCAUUAUGGUAUCCUUAAUCAACAGUGGUACAUCCAUAUUUGCUAGCAUUGUAACUUUCUCUAUUUAUGGAUUCAAAGCAACAUACAACUAUGAACACUGCAUUGACAGGAUGGUGUUACUGUUGAUAAACACAUUCGACUUGAAAGAAGGAACUGUAAAUGUAACUAACAUUGAUGAAUGGAAAUUGUACCUAAACUCCUCAUUCCCAGACACGUAUGCCACAAUAGUUCCUGAUAUCGAAAACUGCAACUUGGAAUCAGAAUUAGCUACAGCUGUCCAAGGAACUGGACUUUCAUUCAUUGUGUACUCAGAAGCAAUCGCAAACAUGCCACUGUCGCAAUUCUGGUCAGUACUCUACUUCAUAAUGCUACUUAUGCUUGGAAUUGGAAGCAUGCUGGGAAAUACUGCAGCAAUUACUACUGCCCUGAAAGACUUCAAGAUAAUUGAGAAACACCUGUCUGAUGAAAUGCUUGCAGGUAUUCUCUGUGUUACAUGCUGUUUAGUUGGACUGAUGUUCACCACGGGAUCUGGAAAUUAUUGGUUUGACAUAUUUAAUGACUAUUCAACUACCCUUUCACUGCUCUUAAUUGUCCUCGUGGAAACCUUGUCGAUUUGCUACGUAUAUAAAAUAAAAAGAUUUUCAUCGGAUAUUGAGCUGAUGCUUGGACACAAACUUAGCUGGUACUGGAAAAUUAUGUGGAGUGUUAUCAGCCCUCUGUUGAUAAUCAGCCUGUUUAUAUUCUACAUCAUAGACUACAUUUUGGCAGGGCAGCUGAGGUACCAGGCAUGGGACUCCCAUCUUGGACAGUUGGUUACCAAGGAUUAUCCUGUAUUUGCAGAAGCAUUCAUUGGAUGCAUUGUCGUCUCCUCAAUGAUUUGCAUUCCUUUGGCUGCCCUAGUGAUCCUAAUACAACAGAAAAUUCAUUGAUAAUACAAAAUAAUUGUAUAACAAUAUGACAGUGAAAAUUCUUUACUCACAGCAUUGCCAGUAUACUUCAACAGAUGUCAAUUCAAACAGAUACAAUAGCUGAUGUAAACAUUCACAAGGAUUUAUUAACUAACGUUUUGAAAAUAAUUCACAAAAUGUUUGUUUUAUGUGGCUUAUAUAUCAAAAUAAUGCAUUUAAAAUGUUUUGACUGCAAUGGUCUUGAUUCCAGAUAAACUGUAGUGCCCCUUUUUGCUGUAACAUUAUUAAAACAGUAGGCUGAGUGGAGUGGAAAGCUUAAUUGCUAGAUAGGUCAUGUACAGUAUAAAAAUUGUAAGUACGUUCUGUAAUAUGAACUUUUUUUAUUAAAUGUGUUUAGUAUAACAGAACAUAUUUGGUAAAGUUAUAAGGCAACAAUGUUUGAAUCAUCAGCAGAAAAUUAUUGGAAACAUCCUGUAUGCUGUGCAAUAUAAAAUGUAAUGUCUAGUGUUUCAUUUUUUUUUCACUUUUUUAUGAUGUUUAUUAUGUGUUCUUCAUUGGCUGUGCUACAUUUAACUUAAACUUUUUUUAAUUAUUUUA
This is a messenger RNA of Protopterus annectens (West African lungfish), 2331 nucleotides long. RefSeq names its product solute carrier family 6 member 20 (gene SLC6A20). The record is from RefSeq and is a predicted model, not a curated record. Gene Ontology annotation, cellular component: plasma membrane. Bases 1 to 1755 code for a protein of 584 amino acids. The transcript is spliced from 11 exons. Gene Ontology annotation, molecular function: L-proline transmembrane transporter activity. Gene Ontology annotation, biological process: sodium ion transmembrane transport. Lineage: Eukaryota; Metazoa; Chordata; Ceratodontiformes; Protopteridae.